Molecule: messenger RNA, 1852 nt
Organism: Hyaena hyaena (striped hyena)
Lineage: Eukaryota; Metazoa; Chordata; Mammalia; Carnivora; Hyaenidae
Gene: HDHD5
Product: haloacid dehalogenase like hydrolase domain containing 5
Exons: 8
Coding region: 36-1304 (422 amino acids)
Biological process (GO): glycerophospholipid biosynthetic process
Cellular component (GO): mitochondrion
Source: RefSeq, a predicted model, not a curated record
AGAACUGUCUGCACGUGCGCGCGACGGGCGGCCGGAUGGCUGUGUUCCGCAGCCUAGCUGGGGUCCGUGCGGUGCCGGGGCUCUGGUGGGGGGCGGCGCGCGCGGCGGCGGGGCUCCGGGGCCGCUGCCCCGGAAGAGGCUACGCCGCGGACCCGGCACAGAACCCACCCACUUUUGGGUUCCUGUUGGACAUUGAUGGAGUGCUGGUGCGGGGUCACAGAGUGAUCCCCGCUGCCCUGGAGGCAUUCCGUAGGCUGGUGAACUCUCGUGGGCAGCUGCGGGUGCCCGUGGUCUUUGUCACAAAUGCCGGGAACAUCUUACAACAGAGCAAAGCUCAGGAGCUCUCAGCCCUGCUGGGGUUCAAGGUGGAGCCAGACCAAGUCAUUCUCUCUCACAGCCCCAUGAAGCUCUUCUCCCAAUACCACAACAAGCGGAUGCUGGUGUCUGGGCAGGGGCCCCUGGUGGAAAAUGCCCGAGUACUGGGCUUCGAGAAUGUGGUUACUGUGGACGAGCUGCGGAUGGCCUUUCCUGUGCUUGACAUGGUGGAUCUCCAGCGGCGGCCGAAGACCACGCCCCUUCUAAGGAACGACUUCCCUGCCAUUGAAGGGAUACUCCUCCUUGGAGAGCCUGUCCGCUGGGAGACAAGCCUGCAGCUCAUCAUGGAUGUCCUUCUCAGCAAUGGGAACCCUGGGACUGGUCUGGCGACAGCCCCCUAUCCCCAUCUUCCUGUCCUGGCCAGCAACAUGGAUCUCCUUUGGAUGGCUGAAGCCAGGAUGCCCAGGUUUGGCCAUGGCACCUUUCUGCUGUGCCUGGAAACCAUUUACCGGAAAAUGACGGGCAAAGAGCUGCGAUACGAGGGCCUGAUGGGCAAACCCAGCGUCCUCACCUACCAGUAUGCAGAGGACCUGAUCAGGCAGCAGGCGGAGAGGCGGGGCUGGGAGGCCCCCAUCCGCAAACUCUAUGCUAUUGGUGAUAAUCCUAUGUCUGAUGUCUACGGUGCCAACCUGUUCCACAAGUACCUGCAGAUGGCGAAGCAUGAUGGGCCGGAAGAGCAGGGGGCCAGUGGCUUGUGGAAGCAGCGACCCUCAGCAACUCAGAGCUGCGCCUCUAUCCUGGUGUGCACGGGCGUGUACAAUCCCAAGGGCGCGGAUCCCUCCCAGCCUGCCCAGGGAACAGAGGAGGCUCCGUUCCACGGGCACCGGGACUUCAGCUUCAGCCCGGGGCUCAUGGAGGCGUCCCAUGUUGUGAACGAUGUGAACGAGGCCGUGCAGCUAGUUUUCCACAAGGAGGGUUGGGUUUUGUAGUGAGGGCUGUGCUUUGGAGGCAAGGGGGCAGGAGGGGCCCUGGAGCUUUAAGGGAGUCCUCUUGACUAGCUUCUGGCCUGGAUCACUGGGCAUCAAGUCAGGGCUGCUUCCUGUGACACUUCCGCUGCCCCACAGGGUGUUAUUAACUGGUCACUUGGAAGAAGACCCUAGCUUUUUCUCCUGCUAGGCAAUAGCUACAGAAUUGUAUCUGGGUAGCAUUUUGGGUACAACAAAAUGUACAGGAUUUUCUGGACUCAGUUCCUUCCUGAUUCUCCUGGCAUUCUGACCUCAGGCUAGUCCCUUUACCUCUGUGCCUCAGUUUCGUCUCUCAUUUCAGUAGGGACUUCUGAAAAAGGGGGAAGUGGUAGGAAGUAAUGUGGAAAUUUCUGCAGAGCCUUGCCUGCAUUGAAGGCACCACUGCGUGCCAGCAAGGUAUGUUGCUAACACUAAGAUACUGCUUUUUACUGUAUUUUUAGCUUAUUGCCCAGAGAUUUUUGGGCUAAUUUUUUUUAAUUGAAAUAAUCAUAAUAAAUAUUCAUUAUGCUGUC